Messenger RNA from Ceratosolen solmsi marchali, 1448 nucleotides. RefSeq names its product Hydroxyacid oxidase (gene Hao). The transcript is spliced from 9 exons. Gene Ontology annotation, molecular function: (S)-2-hydroxy-acid oxidase activity; FMN binding. Gene Ontology annotation, biological process: fatty acid alpha-oxidation. Lineage: Eukaryota; Metazoa; Arthropoda; Insecta; Hymenoptera; Agaonidae. Bases 310 to 1410 code for a protein of 366 amino acids. Gene Ontology annotation, cellular component: peroxisomal matrix. The record is from RefSeq and is a predicted model, not a curated record.
AUUUCCGCUGUUUCGAGUGGAAGACUUAACGGGAGUGGAGACGAGUGGGGCCCGUGUCUAUGCGGAAAAAUCGAGAGAACUUAUCAGUUACAUUGGCAUUGAAUAGAAACGAUGGUUAACGCGGUGUCAUUGCAUUAAGGCUACGACGGACUUUGUCUCUUCACGGAUAUUUCAAAAUACAUCUCGUGUCUUAGUUGCCGAAUCAAAGUCGCCGAAUUCCGAAGCAGCUUGUUUCACGAUUUUGCAUGGCUUAAGACCUCAACGCCGAUACACAGUUGAAGAAAUAUUAUUGGUAAUACACGGAUAAAGAUGGCGCGGUUUGUUUGUAUCCAAGAUUUCGAAAACUCCGCAAUGAACAAUUUAGCACCCGUCGUAAGAGAUUAUUAUAAAAGUGGAGCUGGAGAAGAAAAUACCUUAAGAUGGAAUAAGGAAGCGUUUAAACAAAUACGAAUACGUCCACGAGUAUUGCGAGAUGUCUCUAAAAGAGAUAUCGGCACCAAGGUAUUGAAACAAAAUGUUUCGAUGCCAUUGGGCGUAUCCCCGACGGCAAUGCAACGGAUGGCGCAUCCCGAUGGCGAAUGUGCCACUGCCAGAGCGACCCAAGCGGCAAAAACCGUAUUCAUUCUCUCGACGAUUUCAACGAGUAGCAUCGAGGAAGUUGCAAAAGCCGCCCCGGAAGCCAUAAAAUGGUUCCAAUUGUACGUCUAUUUCGACAGGAAUGUCACCUUGAAUCUAAUAAGAAGAGCGGAGAAAGCUGAUUUCAAGGCGCUGGUACUCACCGUUGACACUCCAAUGUUUGGUGACCGCAGGAGAGAUAUUAAAAAUAAAUUUACUCUCCCAAAUCAUUUGAGGCUUGCCAAUUUCGAAGGCUUUCUAUCGCGAAAAAUCAAUUCGACUACCAAAGGUUCGGGCCUCAGUGAAUAUGUAACGAAUCUUUUCGAUGACUCGUUAAACUGGCAGGUGAUCAAGUGGUUGAAAAGCGUUACAAAUUUACCUAUAGUUUUAAAGGGCGUGUUAACGUCCGAAGAUGCAUUGCUUGGAGUUAAGUACGGAGCUGAUGCGAUUAUGGUUUCGAAUCACGGAGCACGACAAAUCGACGGGACUCCCGCAACGAUCGAAGUGCUACCGGAGAUCGUUCAAGCCGUCGGCAAGAAAGUCGAAGUUUAUUUGGAUGGUGGUGUGACGCAAGGGACCGAUGUUUUUAAAGCUUUAGCGUUAGGAGCUAAAAUGGUGUUUUUUGGAAGGCCUAUAUUAUGGGGCUUAGCCUGCGGAGGUGAAAAAGGAGCUCGAACUGUCCUCGAAUUGAUGAGACGAGAGAUCGAUCUCGCGUUCGCAUUAACAGGUUGUUCCAAUGUGAAUCAAGUAACGAAAGAUAUGGUAAAGCACAAAUCAUAUUACAGUCAUUUGUGAGCUAAAACUACCUAGUUUUUUUUUUAUUUAUAAAAAGA